AUGUAAUGUGUUAGUGUUAGUAUGUGUUAAAAGUCUCUCAACUGCACUAUACAAAAAAAACAUGAAAAAUAAUUUUGGAAAAAAUAUUUUAACCUACUUUAGGGAGUAUUGUGACUGCACCAGCGUUCAUGGUUUUCGAUAUUUGGGUGAAAAAAGGACACUUUUUGAAAAAAUUUGGUGGUUUUUAAUUUUCAGCAUUUGUCUCAGCACUUGCAUAUUUUCAAUUUUCAUGGUUUACAAAAAAUGGGAGCAAAGUCCAGUGAUUGUCAGUUUUGCCAAUCGAGGAACACCAAUAUAUAAAAUACCAUUUCCUGCUGUCACUAUCUGUCCUGAAACCAAAUCAAAUCGUGAGAUUUUCAAUUAUACAAAAACUUUAAAUAAAAAAAUCCAGGGCGGAAAUUUAACCGAAACUGAGAAUUUAUAUUUUGAGUACAUGUUAUUGAUUUGUACUCAGUUUUAUCCAGCUUCUGGCUCGAAUGAAUCGACUUAUGGCGAGGAAUUCUUUGACACGAUUAGUAAAAUUCACCCGAAAUUCAACAUGAGGGGGUGUAAAAAUCAGGGAAAAUCUUACAACUGCACCAACGUUUUUAAACCUAUUUUCACGGAAGAAGGGAUUUGUUUCACUUUUAAUAUGUUGGAUAGGAGCGAAAUUUUCCGUGAAAAUGUAAUACACUACAGAAACUUUCAUCAAUUCAACAAGUCCAGGUCUUGGAGUGUUGAAUCUGGUUAUAGUCACGAUGCCGGCUUGUGGACUUACCCCCAACGGGCCUUACUAGCCGGUGCCAAAAACGGCUUCACAAUCCAACUCCUCACGUCCAAAUCCGAUUUGGACUUCUUGUGUAGAAUGGGUCCUCAAGGCUUCAAAGUCCUAAUCCACUCCCCUGCAAGUUUUCCCACCCCUUCCCAGGAGUACUUUCGAGUCCCUUUAGACCAAACAAUAAUCGCAGAAGUCCAACCAACAAUGAUCAACACUUCGGACUCAGUCAGGGCUUACAGUAAAGAUCGCAGACGUUGCUACUUCCAAACUGAACGCUAUUUGCAAUAUUUCAAAAUUUACAAUAAAGUCAAUUGCGAAAUUGAGUGUUUGGCAAAUUUCACAUUGGAUAUGUGUGGUUGUGUGAAUUUUUUCAUGCCGAGGGACAACUCAACGAAUGUUUGUGGUGCGACGAAUUUAUCCUGCAUGAAUGAGGCUGAAAGUAAUUCGUUUAUUAAAUUGUCUGCUUACUGGCAUUUAGAAAAUGGCUAUAUACCAAACGCUGGACUCUCCCCAUACCCCCUUCGGGCCUAUUUAUCUGGGGUUUUGUGGGGCCUAAGUUUCAAAAUUGUCACCCCUAAACAAGACCUCGACUACGCCUGUAAAAAUUCCCUCCAAGGCUACAAAGUCCUUCUCCACACCCCCAUGACCAUCCCUCGUCCCAACCAAAAAUAUUUCAGGAUUCCCCUUGACCAAAGUGUCGUAGGGGCUGUGCAACCCGUCAUGAUUACAACCUCUGAAACCAUCAAAGCCUACAACCCCCAAAGACGCAAGUGCUAUUUCGCUGCUGAAAGAAAACUGCAAUUUUUUCAGGACUAUUCAGCGUCCAAUUGCAAACUCGAGUGUUUGGCGAAUUGGACGUCUGACCUUUGCGAUUGCGUUAAUUUUUUCAUGCCGAGGGAUAAUGAAACUGAAAUUUGUGGUAUCGGCAGUUUGGAGUCACUUAUGCAUAUGGUAGAUUUGUCGAUAAAAAUUGAAAAACCGAGUGAUAAGGGUGUGAAAAAUUUUGAUUGUGAUUGUUUGCCAAUUUGUUCGGAUUUGACUUAUGAAGUUGAAACGUCUCAAACGAAUUGGGAGUGGGAUAAAUGGUUGAAAGCUCAUAGAAAUUUGCCUCGGAUUAACAAUUCACAUUUUUCGGCUCUAACUUUGUUUUUCAAGUCCGAUAAUUUUAUUACAUCGGAAAGAAACGAAUUGUAUGGACCGACAGAUUUUUUGGCCAAUUUCGGAGGACUUUUGGGGCUGUUUACAGGAUUUUCCGUUUUGUCUUUAAUGGAAAUCUUCUAUCACACACACGCGAAAAUAAAUGUCCUUGUAAAUCCACUCGGACUGCACAAUGUUGCAAUGAUUCGCCCAGAAAUGACCGUAGAGAAGGAACAAAAUCAGCAAAGUCACAUUUUUAAAUAUUUUAAAGAAUACAACGAUGUCACGGGCAUACAUGGCCUCAGAUACAUCACUGAAAGAAGAUCAACAUUUGAAAAAAUAUUUUGGACUAAUAUUGUGUUAGUGUCAUUAGCGUGUUGCUUGUAUAUGAUUUAUGAAAUUUUGCAAAAAUAUCAAACGAGUCCCGUCGUUGUGAAUUUUUCAACGAUAGAUACCCCUGUUUAUGAAUUUCCAUUUCCUUCGGUCACGAUUUGCCCAGAGUCGAAAUACUCAUCGAAAAAAUUCAACUUCACUCAAAUUUAUUUCCAAGUGACGGAAAACAACAAAACUAUUAAUUACGACAAGACCGAGCUCCUUUACUUCAACUACGUUAAUUUGUUGUGCGACAAAAAUUUUAUUAUAAAUAAUGGCGAAAACUUACUAGACGACGGUUUUUAUCAACAUAUCCAAAAGUUGGCUCCUGAAAUCGAAAUGGACUGUGAAUUUAUGGGAGUCACAUACGAUUGUAAAAAUAUUUUUACCCCGGUUAUAACCGAUCAAGGGAUUUGCUAUUCUUUCAAUAUUUUAGAUCGUGAACGCAUUUUCACAAAUCACGUGGUCCAACAUGACGAUUUCUAUCAAGUUUUAAACGAUUCGAAAAAUUUUAAUACAGAUUCUGGCUACGAUCCUGAAUCUGGCAUAAACACUUAUCCCCGAAGAGCACUAAUGUCAGGUGCUCUCAACUCACUUGAUGUUUAUUUAAAGACUAACAGCAACGAUACCGACUAUAUUUGCAGUGCUUUCAUGCAAGGAUUUCGAAUUUUGAUCCAUAAUCCGUGGGAUGUUCCUCGCCUAACGCAGAAUUAUUUUCGCGUCCCCAUUGAUAAAAUUGUAACAGCAGCAAUUAAUCCGGAAUUAAUUUUAACUUCAGAAGCUGUUCAAAAAUUUUCGCCUGAAACUCGACAAUGUUAUUUGAGCAAUGAAAGGUCAUUGCGACAUUUCAAAGUUUAUACACAAUCAAACUGUCUUUUGGAAUGCUUGACAAACUAUACACUGCAAAAGUGCGGUUGUGUUAAUUAUUUUAUGCCAAGAGAUAAUUUGACACGUAUUUGCGGCAGCGGAAACGUUGAUUGCAUGGAGGAGGCCGAAAACGAAUUGAAAGUCAAAAAUUUUGGGGAUCGAAUAUCGGAAAAAACGUUGUGUGAUUGCAAACCCCCUUGUACGUCCCUGAUGUACGGAGUCGAAACGUCUCACAGUGAUUUUUAUUGGAGGGAAUAUUUCAAAAUUCGGAAAAGGCACAACUUGAAAAUUGACUGGGAGGACGCAAAAGACGAGGAUCACUGGUCGAUUGUGUCAAUUUUCUUCAAAGCUGAACAAUUUAAGACUUUGGAAAGGAAUGAACUGUAUGGAGUUUGCGAUUUGAUAGCGAAUCUUGGGGGGCUGCUGGGAUUAUUUACCGGAUUUUCGUUGAUUACAUUAGUGGAGAUAAUUUAUUUUUUGACUUUGCGAAUUUGGUGUAACUAUAAAUUGUUUGGGCAUUGGUCGGGAGGCCAAAAUUAAUAAAAAACGAAUUUUUACAUAUCA
Molecule: messenger RNA, 3697 nt
Organism: Tribolium madens (black flour beetle)
Lineage: Eukaryota; Metazoa; Arthropoda; Insecta; Coleoptera; Tenebrionidae
Exons: 17
Coding region: 62-3673 (1203 amino acids)
Biological process (GO): sodium ion transmembrane transport
Cellular component (GO): membrane
Molecular function (GO): ligand-gated sodium channel activity
Source: RefSeq, a predicted model, not a curated record